This is a messenger RNA of Xyrichtys novacula (pearly razorfish), 3238 nucleotides long. The record is from the annotation of a GenBank genome assembly. Lineage: Eukaryota; Metazoa; Chordata; Actinopteri; Labriformes; Labridae.
CUGUGAGAGAGUGUAGGAUGUUUCUGAUUCCCUAUGUGAUGAUAUGGAGUGUGUUUGCAGUCCUCAGCCUCUGCCAGCCUGUGUGGAGCGGUGAGUGUUGAAUUUUACUAAUAUAAUGAAUGACAUGGUCUUUACAGACAGCUAAAUAUUAUACCGAUUGCCUGACACAUUAGAGGGACAUUAUAAGGUGAAUGGACUCCAUUAAUGAUAUGAAAGAAAUGGAUUACUAUGCUAAAUUUUCAAAGUGAUACACUCUGGCAGAAGUGUGCCAUCACUCAUCAUACUCUAUAGGAAUGCAUCAAAGUGUAUGAUCUGAUUCCAAGACUAAAAUUGAUUAAGACUGUAAAAAAAAAACUGAAACUCAUACUGAUGGGUUUAUAUGACUUACAAGAGCAAGUAGAUCAUCAGAGAUAGGGGAACAUUUCUUAAAUUGCCUGGUUUUGGGGAUUAUCAUACUUCAGACACAGCGCUUGUUUUCAAUACUCCUGGCAAAAGGAACUGGUGAGGUCACAAAGUUGUGGUUGGAAAUCAUGUGCCAUGACAACAUGGCACCAAAAAGAUAAAUUAUAAUAAUUUUCCUUACCUUGCAAUACGCCACCGAAAGAUAUAAUAAAACAAAACGAGUGACAAGAACCCAUGAGAUAAACUACAAUAGAAUUCCAUACAAUAUAAUACAAUUUAGUACGGUAUAACAACCCAUAUAAUAAAAUAAAAUACAAUACAACACAAUACAAUAUCAUACUAUAUGCUAUAGUAUGAUAUGUGAUGUUACAUUACGGUAUGAUUCAUUGUGAUACAAUACAUUACGAUACAAUUAGAAAUGAUACGAUACAAUAUAUAAUAACUCUAAUGAUAAUAAUAAUAAUAAUAAUGAUGAUAAUAAUAAUAAUAAUAACAACAACAACAAUAAUAAAUUAUGACAGGAUGCUGUGCAGUAUGAUGCAAUACUAGAUGGUAUAGUGUGAUACAAAAUGCUAAGAUACACUAUGAUGUCAUUGAUAAGAUGUGAUUUGUAACAAUAUGAUACGACAUGGUACAGAAAAUAACAACAGAAAUGUAUGCUAUAUUACUGUCAGAUAGGCUGCAAUACAGCACGGCAUGAGAUAAUAGAGUACCAUCAGAUAAAACAAAGCAAGAUCUGAUAUGAUAUAUCUCAUGAUACGACUUUUUUUCAGGCUUAACAAUUUAAUUUCUUCAGUAUAGAUUUUUUUCAUAUCUCACUUUUUUCUCUUAGGAUGUUUAGUAUAUUUAGUCUGUAUUUAUUGUAUAUUUCUAGUAUUUUUACUCUAUCUAUCUAUCUAUCUAUCUAUCUAUCUAUCUAUCUAUCGUUGAAUAUUUUUGCAUGGAGCUCACUGAUGGAGCCAGCCCCUUGUGGCCAUGAGAGGAACUGCAAAUACUUUUACAGCUUCAUUAUUUUGGCCCUGGAGGUUGCUGCAUUGCAUCAUAUCCCAAAUAUACACCCUAAUAACAUUUAUUUGAAAUUAUUUUCCAGCUUCGAGGGUGACUCAGCCUUACAUGGUGGUGAGUGCCAACGGUUCAGCACAGGUCCAGUGCUUCGUCCAUCCUUCACCCUCCUACCAGCUCCCUGAGCCCGAGAUGAUUCGUGUGUCUCUGUUGAAAGGCCUCCACAGCACUCAAGCGAUCUGCUGGUCAAUGCUCAACCUCACUGAGCCGACAGCAACAGAUGCGAAGAAAGAAGGACAGGUAAAUCAGUGGAUGGAUGGAAGUCAAGUGAUACCAUCAAAAGAGUCUCACUGGAUGAAGCAAGAGAACGCACUCAAACUCAGAUUUCAUAUGUGAUUCAGGUGCAAUGCUCAGUUCAGAUGGGAGAGGGUGCUGUGGAGCUGACUGUGACCGGACUCAAAGCCUCAGACACAGAUUUGUAUCGCUGUCAGAUUGAGGUCAUGUUCCCACCACCAUACUUCAAACUCAAGGGGAACGGCACACUUGUUCAUGUCUUAGGUGAGACAAUCACAUGUGACUGCAGAAGCACGAGAGCCAGUUUUCACAUCGCACAUUACUUCCUUUAACUCUACUCUUUUAUCUCACAGAGAGCUCAGACUGUCCUGCGGUGGGGGCUCAGAGACAGACAGCACACCAGGCUGAUGAAGACAAGGAUGAUGAAAGUGAUGAGAGGACAGAACCACUCAGUUUUCCUGUGGUUGUUCUGGUGAUACUGGUCAUCUUUGCUCUCCUCUUCAUCAUCUAUCUUCAGGUACAGGCUUCAUUGAGCCCUAUUUAAGCAAUCUAAAACACAAAGUCCGCUGUUUUCUGUAUAAAAUCUGUUUGUUUUUUUUGUCAUUUGCAGGCCCUGCAGUGUAAAGAAAUGAGGAGGGAGAUUGUCAGACCUGUACCUGCUGUGCAUCACAAAGGAGAUGCUGCAUUUUCAUGUUAAAAAAUUGCAACUGUGUCUCCAUUACCCGUCAGUUGUCACUUUGCCAACAGAUACGAGAACACCUUUAGAUCAGAUGGUUGGCACAUAAGAAGAUACCAAAAUCCCAUCCUGGGGUUUGUGCAUAUUUUACUUAUUAAGUAUGAAAGUAAUGUUUACAUUGUUGUAAACACAAAUUAUUAUUAAAACUGUGUUGAUAUAUUGAUAUGCUGUAAUGAAAGGUUAUGCAAAUAUUAUGCUUUAAAUCAUUUAAGUGCUUUAUUGCUACAGAAGUUAUUCCGCUGCAAACUUAAUGGUCAGUAAACUGUUUUCAGUUGCUAAUUAAAUAAUGUCUUUGAGAAACUUAUUAAAAAAAACACUGUUUGAAAUCAUCAGCAAAGUUUACAAGCUUGUUCUAAGGACUCUGAUUAUCAGAAGAGAGUAAACUGUGUCAUCUGCAUACUGAUUUAUGAGACUACAAAUAAAAAGACUGCUAUGUUUAAGUGAAAUGAACAGUGAAUCGUCUGCAUAUUGAUUAACGACUGAAGGAUUUUCUUCAAUGCUGCUAUAAAAAUGCCUGUGCAUUUAUUUGUAAAAGGACAUGGUCCGAGCUUUGAGCCAUGUGGAACACCUAAAAAGGUUCUGUUUGAUACAGAUGUACAUUUGAAUUAGAGGCUUGUAUAAUAAUUUGUGUAGGAACAAACCAGGAAUGAAAAAGGGGCCAAAAAAGCCAGUGAUAAUCAGAAAAGAGUGAAACGUAUGGUAGUGUGUCAUCUGCAUACUGGUUGAUAUGACUGUAUGUUUACUCAUCAUAUUUUUCAAAAAGGGCAUGUGCUAACAUAAAAUAAAAAAGGUCCAAGUACUGAC